GCUGUCAGGUUGCCGUGGUUUCAGCCUCUCGUUUCUUGUGGCGACCAUCGUCGGGGAUGAGUGUGUGUGCGGUUGAAGGGUGUGUGUGUGAGUGUGUGUCUGCGUGUGUGUGAACUGUGAUUAUUUCAGUUGUGAGGAUUUUUGAUGAGGAAGGAAGGAAAGAGGGAAGCAGGUGCUGAAGGGAAGAUGUCGACUAAUGUCGCUGCAGACUAAAAUCAGACGGCCAUCGUUUCCUCUCAGAACGACAGGAAGCUCCAUCACUCCAUAUUUUCUCUGCACAGGAAAGACUGAGGGAGGAAGGAGGGAUGGAGGGAGUCUGAGCCUUCUCUGAUCAUUGGGCCUUUAGAGAGUCAUGGCCUCACAAGAGGAAGCUUCUUCCUUCGGGAGGUUUUUCCAGUACGUGGAGGACAGCGGACUUCAGACCUACGAUGGUCUGGUGAUCCAAAAUGCCUCCGAUAUCGCCAGAGAGAGUGACCGCAUACGCAACCAGACCAAUUGGACCUAUUUACAGGAAAAACACCAGAAGAAGAGACGGCAGGACGAGGCCAUCAAGAGGAUUGGUGAAGAUGUUGCCAUAGCAACAGAUGGGGCAUAUGCUGGGAAACAUUUCAGGAUGGGUUUCAUGACAAUGCCAGCGCCACAGGACCGACUCCCUCCCCCCAGCCAAGGCUUCACCGUCCGAUCCCAGUCCCUCCACUCGGUGGGCGGAGGAGAGGAGGACUCCAACCACAACCGCAAGCAACCUCCACCAAAACCCAAGAGGGACCCCAACACCAAACUGAGCAGCAGCUCUGAAACAGUGGAUGGAGUUCCCGGUGUCACCAAGAGGGACUAUCAAGAGACCAAAGAGACACUGGAACAGGCUGAAGCUCUAUACCAUCUCCACUCUGAGGACAGCAAAAAGAUGCCUCCACCCAAACCCAAGAGGAACCCAAACACUCAGCUCAGCACCUCCUUUGACGAGUCCUACAUCCGUAACCAUGGCAGCAAGAAGUCUUCCUCACACUGGGACAAAUCUUCAUCCCAAAAUCAAAGUCCAGCUUCCAGAGACACAGACGAUGAGGAGCCAGUUUACAUCGAGAUGGUGGGGAACAUCUUGCGAGAGCUGAAAGGUCAAGAGGCCGAGGAGGAUGAGCAGAGUGAGUCGGUGUAUGAGGAGAUGAAGUAUCCAAUGUUGGAGGACUUCCUGCCGGACACACACUCCACCAUCAUCCACCCUGAUGCCUGGUCAUCCCGGAGCUCUCUCUGCGACAUCCCUCCCCCUUUCCCCAAUCUCCUGACUCACCGCCCACCCCUGCUUGUAUUCCCACCCGCCCCUGCUCAGUGCUCCCCCAACUCUGAUGAGUCCCCCCUCACUCCUUUAGAUGUCACCCGGCUGCCCGUGUUAGAAAACGUCUCCAUUAAGUCGGGUGGGGCUGAACACCCACAAAGCUCCGCCCACCACCGCAAAGAACGAACUCGGGAUGGGGAUCGAGACAGAGACCUAACCUCCACCCACACCAUCACGUCUUCUGGUCGCUCAUCUGCUCCACCUCUUCCCUCCAACCACUACAAGUCCUCUAGCUCCACCCACGGUGGCCAUGGUUACCCCCGCAGCCAAUCAGCAUGUCCAUCUCCGGUCAGCAUGGGUCGCUCCCUGACUCCUCUAAGUCUGAAGAGACCACCGCCUUACGACACUUUGAUGGCAGGAGGAAGUAUGCCGCGCUCCUCAUCCUCAUCAUCUUCAUCGUCCCACAGGGUGGGGGAGAGUGGGGCUAAACUUAGUAACUCUUCCUCCACCCACGGCUCCAUGCAAAAUGUGUCAAUGAGGUCACAGACUCCUACGAGCCCAUUGGAUGAACUCAACAAUCUGUUUACGUCAGGAAGACAAAAGAGAGGGUCAGGAAGAAAGAAGAGCAGGGAGGCUGAAGUGGACAGUAGGUCUCUGCCAAGGCACAACAGUAGAGAAAGAGACGAACAGUCGAGUCCAGUUUCCAGCAGAAUGGGGAGGUCAUCAGUCAGCCCCACCAUGAUGCUGUCAGGAGGAGGAGGAGGAGGAGGAGGAGGAGGAGGAGAAUCAAAGUCUGUGUGUAAACUUGGCCGUUCAGCCUCAACAUCAGGUGUUCCUUCACCACAACGUCACCUGCAUGACCCUCAUCAUCCUGCCCUCAGCCAGAUGCCGUGGCUCUGCAGUGACGUCACUAUGAUGGAGACGAUUGAGAAGAAACGAGUUUUGUGUCGUGAGAUUAAAUCUCGUCAGCGCCCCGAGAAGAAUCUGUGUAAACAGGAAACGUUCCCCAUUCUGCCGAGCUGGAAGAGGAAGCAGCCGCCUCCAUAUUCAGCCCCGCCCACCACCGCCGUCUUCUUUGACACAGAGAUCUGAACCAGCUGAAGAUGAAGAUGAAGGUGAUGAAGCUGGCUGAUCUUUCUCAUAUAACCUGUCUCAUUAAUAAAUAACUGUAAAUAAUUUCAAUAAUCAAAGAACAAACUUGUGUUCAGUUUGUUCCCUCAGCGUCAGAUGCAAAGAUGUCAGACCAUCAGUCAGUGGACGAAUCUGUUCAAUGUUCAAGACUUCAGUUCAUCUGAUGUGGGCCCAGACCCAGAGGUUGAGCCACCAUCUAAUAACCCACAGCAGAAACUGAUGAAUGGAACUUUAUUUAAACCCUGAGAUUAACAGCACACACAAACACAUAUUAUCUAUUACAAUCAUUCAAACAUAUCAUUUAUUAUAAUAAUUUAAACACUUUAUUUAUUAUAUUUAUUUAAACUCAUAAUCAUUUAAACAUUAUUUAUGGUAUCAUUUAAACUCUUUAUUUAGAUGGAGGUCAGGGAGGUAGAGGAGGUGUAGCAAAACCGUUGUCUUUCUUGUCGUUCUUUUUCUAUCUGUGAAAGGUUUUCAUGAUUUUCUCUGACGGUGACGUAGCAGAAAAAGAAUUUAUAAACUGACUUGUUUUAUAAAGAAUCAGCGCCCGUGUGUGAAGGUCAGGAUGUGAAAAUGUUUUUAUAUUUAAGCACUUUUAUGAUGAUGAACAGAUAUAUAUUUAAAAAAAGAUGAAGGACAAUAUUGUGGCAGGUUGUUGUGGAUUUGACCUCUUCCACUGUCCCAGAAACAUACAGCCUGACUCAAGAUUAACUCCAGUGUGACUCUAGAUUAACUCCAGUAUAUCUCUAGAUUAACUCCAGUCUGACCCCAGAUUAACUCCAGUCUAUCUCUAGAUUAACUCCAGUCUGACCCCAGAUUAACUCCAGUCUAUCUCUAGAUUAACUCCAGUCUGACUCCAGAUUAACUCCAGCCUGACUCAAGAUUAACUCCAGUGUAUCUCUAGAUUAACUCCAGUGACUCCAGAUUAACUCCAGUGUGACUCCAGAUUAACUCCAGUAUAUUU
This is a messenger RNA of Mugil cephalus (flathead mullet), 3365 nucleotides long. RefSeq names its product neuronal tyrosine-phosphorylated phosphoinositide-3-kinase adaptor 2a (gene nyap2a). Gene Ontology annotation, biological process: neuron projection morphogenesis; phosphatidylinositol 3-kinase/protein kinase B signal transduction. Lineage: Eukaryota; Metazoa; Chordata; Actinopteri; Mugiliformes; Mugilidae. The record is from RefSeq and is a predicted model, not a curated record. The coding region runs from base 353 to 2362 and encodes 669 amino acids. The transcript is spliced from 7 exons.